AAAAGUGUAAGAUAAGAGGGUAUCCUUUUUUUAUAAAUGCAUAUAUAUAUUUAUAAAUUUAUAUAGUUUUUUUUAAUCUAAUCGUGAUAUCCCAUGUAAUUCGAGUUAAUACAUUUUGUGGCCUUUAUUUAAGGUGAACAGACAGAAAACGAGAAGACAGAGCAGGCGGGAAAACACGCAGUAAAGUGUCUGAAGGUCAAAUUGAACCCUGCAUUUAGGACUAAUAGCCUGUAUAUGAGCUAUACCAUCCUAUGCUCUCAAAUUUCACCUGUAAAUAAAGUUUUGGUCAUGAUGUAUCACAUUUAGACUUGAGAAUCUGGUUACAUAUGUUUGCUUUUGACCAAUGUGCUAUUAUUAUUGUUAUUAUUAUUGUUAUUUUUUAUUGUACGUUUUAUUUCUUUCUUUCUCAGUCAUAAUAGAAAUGCGUUUUUUUCUGGCCGAAACGGGCCUCCAUACUUUCCUUAAACCUUUCACAUUCCAGUGGAGCGUAAAUGUCACAGGGCGGUGUUACGUUCACUGCCCCCUCCCCCUUACACCACGAGGCUCUAGUGUUGACAGGCCAAUAGCCGCCUAUAGGCACUCAGCACCCAGCUUGCUGCCUGACAAAGACGGGUCUCCCUUCCCACUCGUUUAACCAUCGCCUGAAAACUCCUGUUGUUUGACGCUAAUCUUUUUUUGAAAGCCUUUUUUUAUUUGGAUCUCCGAGUGCUGAAGACAAAGAAUAAGCGGCGCACGGCAUUUUUUCCCUUUUAGUGCAAGACAAACCAACCAGACCCCGCCUUCGCUUAAUUUAUCAACAAAGGGGUUUGACAAGCUCGGAAAGCCCUGCCCCCAUGUUUCCAUAAAAGGAUGAUCUGGCUAUACCCGGCCAGCAAUCAAACCCUGGGUAACCUUUUCUUUACACCAUCCUCUUCAUAUGGUGCGUUGACUUCCUCCGGCGCUGUGAAAGCGGAGCUAUGAUGGCGGAGCGCGUACAGCAGCCCCCGGCUAAGCGGCUCUGCCUUAGACCGGGCUUCGGCGCAACAUGUAGGCAAGGCCAGCGGGCCGCGGGGGCUCUGUGCGGCGGCUCGGCUGCCACCCAGGGCGAAUCGAGCCGAACCCAGAGCCCGGAGUCUCUCUUGGACAUCGCGGCGAGGAGAGUCGCGGAGAAGUGGCCAUUUCAGAGGGUGGAGGAGCGCUUCGAGCGGAUUCCGGAGCCCGUUCAGAGGCGGAUCGUGUACUGGUCCUUCCCGAGGAGCGAACGGGAAAUCUGCAUGUACUCAUCGUUCAACACCGGCGGCGGGGAGGAGGUCGGAAGUGGCGCUGAGAGCGGCGACGAGACGCGGCUGCCGUUCCGACUGGGCAUCGCUCUGCUGGAGAGCGGCUGCGUGGACAACGUACUGCAAGUCGGUUUUCACCUCAGUGGGACAGUUCGGGAACCGGCCACGUCCUCUGAGCCAGAGCUGCUCUGCAACGUAAGUGUCAGCUUCGACCGCUGCAAAAUCACAUCGGUAACCUGCAGCUGCGGCAACAAGGACAUCUUCUACUGCGCCCACGUGGUGGCGCUCUCACUGUACAGAGUACGGAAGCCCGAGCAAGUCAAACUGCGGCUGCCCAUCUCAGAGACGUUAUUCCAAAUGAACAGAGAUCAGCUGCAAAAGUUCGUUCAGUACCUGAUCACGGUGCAUCACACCGACGUGCUGCCGACGGCGCAGAAGUUGGCUGAUGAAAUAUUGUCACAGAACUCCGAGAUCAACCAGGUGCAUGGAGCUCCAGAUCCGACAGCAGGGGCAAGCGUGGAUGAUGAGAACUGUUGGCAUUUGGAUGAGGAACAAGUCCAGGAACAGGUCAAGCUCUUUCUCUCCCAGGGCGGGUACCAUGGCUCGGGAAAGCAGCUUAACUUACUCUUCAGCAAGGUGAGAGAGAUGCUGAGGAUGAGGGACUCCAACGGGGCUCGCAUGUUAACACUGAUCACAGAGCAGUUCAUGGGUGACCCCAGACUGGCGCUGUGGAGGCAACAGGGGACCACCAUGACUGACAAGUACAGGCAGCUGUGGGACGAACUAGGCGCCCUGUGGAUGUGUAUCGUCCUGAAUCCUCACUGCAAACCCGAGCAGAAGGCUGCGUGGCUCCGGCAGCUCCGCAGGUGGAACGGUGUGGACGUUUGUCCCUUGGAGGACGGUAACCAUGGCAGCGAGCUGAUCAAUCUGACCAACGUUCUGCCUCAGGGCCCUCCUGGCAAUCCAGUCUCUCUGACGCGGCCUCAUCGGACCGUCUUCAUGCGAGCCAUCGAGGCCUGCGACCUACAUUGGCAGGACCCUCACCUACAGCAUAUCAUCACAGAGGACCAUUACAACAACUACUGUUACCAUGACAACCUCGAUGGUUGCCUCUUUGACUCCAGAGGGUGGCCCCUGUGGCAUGAACACGUCCCUACAGCAUGUGCCCGAGUGGACGCCCUGCGAUCUCAUGGUUACCCCAAAGAAGCUCUCAGGCUGGCCAUCGCCAUCAUCAACACGCUGCGAAGGCAACAGCAGAAGCAGCUGGAGCUUUUCCGGGGCCAUAAAAAAGAGCUGCUUCAUAGAGGUGUAACAUCUGUCACCAACCUGGAGGGCUGGGUGGGCCACCCUCUGGACCCCAUUGGGACUCUGUUCGGCACCCUCAUGGAAACAGGAUGGGGGAGCGAUGACGGGGCGACCCUCGACUUUUCAGCAGGCACAUGCAGGAAGACAGAGAAUCACGUCUAUAUGCCGCUGCCUUUUCUGGAGGAAGGUGAGACGUUCAUGUCGCUGGCUGUGGAGACGGCUCUGAUUGGCUUAGGUCAGCAGAGGGUGAUGCCAGAUGGCCUUUACGCCCAGGAAAAGGUGUGUCGCAAUGAAGAACAGCUACUGGCCAAGCUUCAGGAAGUUGACUUAGACGAGAUGCUGGUGAAGAUCUUCCGGAAGCAGGCCACAUUACUGCUAGAGGCUGGUCCUUACAGCGGUCUGGGGGAAAUACUCUACAGAGAGAGCGUCCCCAUGCACACUUUUGCCAAGUAUCUUUUCACCUCCCUGCUACCUCACGACGCCGAGCUGGCGUACAGAAUUGCACUGAGGGCCAUGAGGUUGCCGGUCCUCGAGUCCACGGCCUCUUCUGCUGACUUGUCUCGGCCUCAACACAUAGUGUCGGUGGUGCCCAACCGCUACCCACGCUGGUUCACCCUGAGCCACAUAGAGAGCCAGCAGUGUGAGCUGGCCUCUACCAUGCUUACUGCUGCUAAAGGUGAUUCCUGCAGGCUCCACACAGUGUUAGAAUCUAUCCAGAAGAACAUCCACUCAUCCUCUCACAUCUUCAAGCUGGCUCAGGAUGCCUUCAAAAUCGCCACUCUGAUGGACAGCCUGCCGGACCUCACACUGCUCAAAGUCUCCCUGGAGCUGGGCCUCCAGGUGAUGAGACUAACCCUGUCCACGCUGAACUGGCGGAGAAGAGAGAUGGUGCGCUGGCUCGUCACAUGUGCUACUGAAGUUGGCGUGUUUGCUCUAGACAACAUCAUGCAGAACUGGUUCACGCUCUUCACCCCGACGGAAGCAACCAGCGUAGUGGCUAGCACCAUCAUGUCCAACAGCACCAUUGUUCGCCUGCAUCUGGACUGCAAUCAGCAGGAAAAGCUGGCCAACUCUGCCCGCACCCUAGCGCUGCAGUGUGCCAUGAAGGACCCCCAAAACUGUGCCCUGUCUGCCCUGACGCUCUGCGAGAAGGACCACAUUGCCUUCGAGACAGCCUACCAGAUUGUACUGGAUUCAGCCGCCACAGGAAUGAACUACACACAGCUGUUUACAAUAGCACGCUAUAUGGAGCACCGGGGCUAUCCCAUGAGGGCAUACAAACUAGCAACGUUAGCGUUGACCCACCUUAACCUCAGUUACAACCAAGACACACACCCGGCCAUCAACGACGUGCUCUGGGCAUGCGCCCUUAGCCACUUGCUGGGGAAGAACGAGCUGGCGGCCGUCAUCCCCCUGGUGGUGAAGAGCGUGAAGUGUGCCACCGUCUUAUCGGACAUCUUGCGGCGGUGCACGCUGACAACACCGGGCAUGGUGGCGCUGCACAGCCGCAGGAACUCUGGGAAGCUGAUGUCUUUGGACAAGGCUCCACUCAGGCAGCUGCUGGAUGCCACCAUUGGGGCUUACAUCAACACAACGCACUCUCGGCUAACACACAUCAGCCCGCGCCACUACAGUGAGUUCAUCGAGUUCCUCAGUAAGGCCAGGGAGACGUUUCUGAUGGCGCAGGACGGACACACCCAAUUCACGCAGUUCAUAGACAACCUGAAACAAAUCUACAAGGGCAAGAAGAAGCUCAUGAUGCUCGUUCGAGAGAGAUUCGGUUGAAUGACGGAAUUUCAACUUGUUUUCUAACUGGGAGAAGAACAUUCAUGGGAAUCUUACCAUUGUGAUUCCAGACUGAUGGCUCUAACAUAAGGAACAAGGUCCUGAGGCCUAAAAAGCAACACUGCGUUGUAAAAAUGUACUAAGCAUGGGCAGAGACAUUCUAGCAUUGGAACAGCCAAAAGUGAUGAAGGUGAAGCAGAAACCCUGAAUCAAAAACAACCAUAAACCAAUACCAGGGGGCAGAUGCAUGAAACUGUGUUAACAAAGAGUAAAAAAUGACCUUCCACCUCCUAGAGGAGUGACACAUUCAUAAAUUACAUCCCAAUCUCCUAAUAUAGCUUUACUUUAUAGCAUCUUCUGGAAGUGUUAAACUAAUUAAAAAAGAAACUUCAUGGAAGAUUUACCUGUUAUUGAGGAAAAAAAAUCAUGAGAUUAGGUGACGCUUCAACUCUUAAAUUGUUCAUAGUUUGUUAUUUCAGUGGACGGUGGGUGAUAUCAGUAGCAUUGUAGGGAAACUUUUGCAUAUAAGAUCAUGAAGUUUCCCUACUACUGUUUGUCAGAAUUUUGACCUCACUGGGAUGAGCUUCAUUUUGCUGCCACACAUAGAAAUAGACACUCCAUGAAACUUCCUAUCACUCCUGCUGUAGCCUGCUCACGGUUGCGACAGUCACAAGAUGGUUAGCCCCAGUAAGGCUUUGCACUGGUGAAGACAGUGCAGUAAAGCCAAGCACACCUACCAGGAUCUGAUCCUGGAGCUGCUUUUUUGUCUUUAUCGUCUUAUGUUUGUGAUCGGCGUAGUUAGCGUUGCUGAUUGUAAACAGCAGCAUCCAUAUGUAUUCCCGAGAGAAUGUAUAUUGCUACAUUAGUUCCCAGAUUUCCGAAUAACAUUUCCUAAUCCAGUAUGAUCAAUGAUGGAAGCUGAAAGCCCACACAACAGAGCAACUUAUUCUACCAGGUUCAGCCUUCCUGUUAUCUGCUAAAAGUCUUGCUUUCUUGCAGCCUGAAUGAACAUUUUUAAAUAUGUAACACUGAGUUUUGCUCGGUGGGGUUGGCACCUCCUGGAUUAAAAAUUGACGAAUGUGACUUUUAUUUUCUCCAACAUAUAUCUAGAACUCCCAAAUAUAUUUAAAAGAUUUAAAAGCAUCCAAAUCAAAAUCUGUGAAUAAACCAGCUUCAGAAUUUUACCUGAAAUGAAACGAUGAUUAACUGGACUCUGAUUUGAUGUUGGUGACAUUGCAAACAUGUCGGGGGGGGGAGGUUUUCUUUCUUCUUAAACAUGUAUGAAAUGAUGUAGUGAUGGUUUUAGUACACACAAUGUUUCUGCAUCUGAUCCUCGGUCUUAAAGUGUAAAAACCUGAAGUUUUAGAAGAAGUGUUUGUACCUAGAUGUUCCAUUCUUUCCCUUUAUUUGUAUGAUAGUGAGAGUGUUGUCGUCCAGCCGCUGAAAAGCCCGCCUUGUACUCCUCCAACUUCCCUCAUCUAACGCCCACAGCCUCAAAGAGAGGACAAACUGCUUUAAACCAAAUGGAACAACUCUAUCUGAAAUGAAAAGUACCUCUUGUUUAAAAUCAAUAAAUCCAGCUUUACUCCUUUAACCCCCGCCCUGCACCCUCCGAGUUCAUCCGCCCAAGAGGAAAUGAGUAAAUGCAGAAUCAGAGUGUAUUUUGCGGCCUUUUCUCAAGCUUCACGAUGUCUCCCACAUUCAGACUGCUCUUGUUGUGAACACAUCGGUCACAUAAUGCUGACAGAGAAGCGGAGAAGCGUCAAUACUCGCUCAUGUGGAAACUGUCAAACUACCUUCUCAGGGAUUUCUUUCCAAAAGCAGACAGAAAAAAAACAAAAGCAUUUUAUGUGUCUUGUAUAUAUGAAAGCAUAUGUCUGAUUAUUGGAUAACAUGUAUGUUAACUAAUUUAUGACAGAAUAUUCUAUGUAAGGCACAAUACUUGAAGCUGCAGUACUUUGGGUUUGUGAAACAAAAAGAGAAACAUAUCAGCAGGACUUCAAGAUGUUGGCCUUGCAUUGCGUCAGGAUGGCGCCCUGCAGACACGGACUGAGCUGCAGAAACAUGGGAAGGGUUCUACUGAAAACAGAGGUGCAUUGAGGAUUUUUGAAGUUGGACAAAGAGAGGCCUGUGGAGGCAGAGCAGCAGCAGCAGCAACCGCCGCCACCGCUCUCCACUGCGCUCCUCGGAGCAUUCAUAAUGUCCACACAUCCUCUUCUCUUAUCUCGACUUUGUGCAGGACAGAAAGUUGCUCUCUGCGGUGGUUCUCGACUGUUCCACGUUCGUUGACUUUCAUUUCUCUGCCUCUUUAACUUGAUCUGCUUUUGUUUCUUUCUAAUAUUUGCUCACAUGAACAGCCUUCUAUCUUACCUUGUCUUAAUGCUUUAAAUGACCCAAAUGGGAGUUGGAAGUACCAAACUGUUUUCCUCCGCCAACGAACUUGUGUUACAGCCCUCUUUGAUUUGUAGCUGGACUGGCUCGGUGCUGUGUGCUUUAAAAAGCUAAUCUCAUCCUCUUUCUGGUGUCGUCUGUUUGUAGCACCUUCGUUUAGAAACGAAUAUUGCUCCUUUUUAUUUAUUAUGUCAAGUAAAUGAUUGUACGACCAUGUCAACAUUCUCAUGAAUAUGAAGAUUUGAUACACUGAUCAAUUUAUUUAUGUAACUAAAUCACUGUUUUAUAAACUUGUUAAUGAAUCAACAUUUUGUUUGGAUUAAAUUAGUUUUUUGAGAGGA
This is a messenger RNA of Girardinichthys multiradiatus, 7081 nucleotides long. RefSeq names its product zinc finger, SWIM-type containing 6 (gene zswim6). The transcript has 14 exons. The record is from RefSeq and is a predicted model, not a curated record. NCBI's taxonomy places the organism in Eukaryota, Metazoa, Chordata, Actinopteri, Cyprinodontiformes, Goodeidae. Gene Ontology annotation, molecular function: zinc ion binding. The coding region runs from base 957 to 4349 and encodes 1130 amino acids. Gene Ontology annotation, cellular component: Cul2-RING ubiquitin ligase complex.